UCGCUCUGACCUACUUAUGCAUGCCGAAGCCGGAGAGCUCUGGGAUUGCCGCUUUCCUGUGGAUGAGAGCGCGAGGGAGCCGGCGCCAGCGCUGCGGCUUUCGGCAGAGGCGCGCGGGUCUGGAAAGGUGCAGCGUCCCGACGUUCCACAGUAGAACCGUUCUCAACACGCCCACGUUCCAAAGUCGAACGCGUCGCCCGGAAGCUAGUUGCGACACGCCGAAGCCAGGGCUCUGGGAAAAAGCUGGGACACCGAGAACGAAGCCACCACCGCUGCAAGCAGUGCGCUCGCCUUGGAUUGUUUACGGUAUAUCGCUGUGGCGGGAGUAGAUUACGACUUAUGGCGACCCUAUGAAUCAGUGACCUCCAAGAGCAUCUGUCAUGAACCACCCUGUUCAGAUCUUGUAAGUUCAGGGUUUUAUUUUCUUGGCUUGUAAAAUUUCAUGGAUCAAAGUUAACAUUUCCUGUGGCUUCUUCAGGACGAUACUCUACGCAAUUCCUGAUCCAACAUUAAUUCUGCUCCAUGGUACACAGAAGACAGAUGAAUAUGCCCAGCAGCCACCUCCUUGUGUACUAUUGGACUGCCAUAUGCCUUUCCAUCUUCCUAGCAGCUUUGACAGUUGCUGAAGAUGUCACGAACAGCACUUUAAACCACACUAAUAUGCUCUUAGGAUCUGUGCCUGUGGUCAUCUCCAGAAUCAAUCACAUUAUAGUCAAAGAAGGUUAUAGUGCCUUGAUUGACUGCAAUGUCAAAGGUCAUCCUAGGCCAGAGUACAAGUGGUACAACUCCAAUGGCCAUUUGCUGAAGGAAGAUGGGGACAGAGCAGGAAAAUGGAUUCUUGACAAUGGGCAACUGAAUAUUACUAGCGUGUCAUUUGUGGAUCGAGGAAAGUACACGUGUGUUGCUUCUAACAUCUAUGGCCGGGUGAAUAAUACAGUGACUCUGAGGGUUAUCUUUAUGUCUGGAGAUAUGGGAAUCUACUAUAUGAUUGUAUGCCUUGUAGCAUUUACCAUUGUUUUGAUCUUAAACAUUACCAGGCUGUGCAUGAUGAGCAGCCACCUGAAGAAGACUGAGAAAGCCAUCAAUGAAUUCUUUCGGACAGAAGGGGCAGAAAAGCUGCAGAAAGCUUUUGAGAUAGCUAAGCGCAUCCCAAUCAUCACAUCGGCAAAGACUCUUGAGCUUGCCAAAGUAACACAGUUCAAGACAAUGGAGUUUGCCCGCUACAUUGAAGAGCUCGCUAGGAGUGUUCCUCUGCCCCCUCUCAUCAUGAACUGCAGGACUAUCAUGGAAGAAAUCAUGGAGGUGGUGGGACUGGAGGAGCAGGGCCAGAACUUUGUAAGGCAAUCAGCUGAAGGACAGGAGACCACUGACACAGAAGAGAUGUAUGUGAUUCCCAACCCCCUAAAGCGUAGCGACUCCCUCACUGCUGACUCUGAUGCCUCCUCUUUGCACGAACCUCCGCUAAAGAUUGCAAUAAAAGUGUCUGUUCAUCAGUUAACUAAAAAGGACUGUGUCGAUGACCAGUCGCAAGACAGCAUACAAUUAGAAAUUAAAGAAGAGACGGAAGAGGAAGAGAUUGUUCAAGCACCAGCACCACCUACUGACCUAGUCUUGGAACCUUCAGCUGAACGAAACCCUCCUGAGACAACUCUGGGAAGCAUCACAGACACAUGUACUGUUCAUGAAAGCCAUGUAUGAUAGUUUCUCUGCAAAUCUAUGCAUAGUAAGAAUCUUAAGGUGGAGUAUUCCUUAUAAACAAAAAGAUAAUGUUUUUGCCAAUAAGCCUUACUUAAAGACUAUCAUAGUGAAAGCGUGCAUGUAUGGAUUACUUGGCAUUUUCUUCCUAAGGGUCAAACUAGACAUUACCUUUUUAUAGCAUGAUUGGCAACCACAUUUGGUUAAAAAAAAAGUCACAGGACUCCCCAGCCACAACCCCAGUGAAACUCCUGCACAUGCAACAAUUUGCAUUGGGGGGGGGGAGUUCCCAUUCUUGAAAAAACAGGUCCCACUGCACAUCUGACCGGGCAGGGGCUGAUGUCCUUGAUGAUCACACUAUUAAAGUCUAACUUGACAGUUAGUUUAGUUAGGAGGUUUGUGACAGAACAAUUGCUAUUACACUAAUAUUAAUUGCUGUUUUUGGUUCAGGAUAAUCUUUUUAAAAAUUCACAAAAUAUUUACCUCAGAGAAUUGUUUAGGUCAGUCUGGCUUGCAGUGAGUACCUGGAAAUCGUCUGUAGUGCUUAGAAAUGGGACUUAUGUUUGAGUCCCCAAAGAGUCUUGACUUCAGAGGAAGGCUGCUGAAAUCAAUGGAACUAUUGUUCAGUUCUGUGGUUGAAAGAUUUCUCAGUUUAUGUAAUGCAGCAAAGAAACUCCCCACCCCCCAUUCUGCUCUGUCACUUGCUCCCUUGUGUAUUCUCGUGACUCUGCUCCCAUGAUUUUGAAUUACUGUUCAAGGGGGAGCAUUUCCUUAGCCAGAUGAAGAUCUUUGUGGGAUACCAUUUACUAGCUCCCUUUCCUACGUUCUGGUAGAGGGCUGUAAGAAGGUCAAAUGAAUGUAUUUCAUUUGAAGCUGGACAAUUUGUAUUUAGAGCAUGUGGAGGCGGGGAGGACAGGGAGGGAAAUGUCCUCCUGCGUUUUCUCAUUGGAAGAAAGAGCCCAAUAAAUGUUGCCUCACAGAAAGGAUACACUGAGCUACUUGUUUCUGUUGGAAGAGGGCUAUUAGUCUCCAGCUGGAAAGCUGUAUACAAACAAUACAUUCAGGCUGGAGCCCAGUUACCCACUUCCCCAGCUAUGAUGGCCACAUGCAAAGAAAAACAGGGCUCUGGAAGAGGGUAGUUCUACAGGUGAAGCUUCUCUAGUCUCUUUAUGACAAACUGCACUGACCCACAUCUGCUUCUGGAUGGCAGCCCUGUCCUCCUUGGCAUCACCCUAACCCAAACUAGUGCCCUCCAGAUGUUGUUGGACUACACCUAUUGUCAGCCCAAGGCUAGCCAAUGAUCAGGGACAAUUGGAGUUGUAGUCCAACAACAUCAGGAAGACCUGAUGCACAAUACCUAUGCACAAUACCAUUUAAUUUUAAUGCAGGUCAUGGUGUAGUCUGUUACUAGUAUGGGAACAGCACUUGCAGAUCUGUAAUUUGGAGGGGAAUUCAAUUAUUUGCUUAGGUGUAUGGAAAGAAGCCAUUAGAUCUCUGUGAAGUCAAUGGAUGUAAAUCUGCACUGGCAUUGAUGGGCAGCCUGGCACUGGACAAGACUUGGUUUGAAGGAGAUGAAAUAACUUCACUGCAUAAAUGGAUAUGAACAUAUUGCAGUUUCAAUCAUGCCGGAUGUAACUAUUAUAGUGAUCUGGUUUGUAUCCUAUUAGUUGCAAUCUAGACCUAGAAGCUCCAAGCACUAUAGCACAGUCAACUUAGCAUAGCUUCAGCCAGCCUCACAAAGAAACAUAUGGUUUUCCUACAAUAUCAGCUCUUGAAAAGCCAGACAGUUAUUAUGUAUAUACUUUAAUACAAAACCUACCUUUUAAAAAGACAGUAAUAACAUUAAAUGUUCACAUAAAAUAUCUUGUGGUCUUGCUGAGCCUUCUUUUAAGAACGUAAGAAGAGCCCUACUGGAAUCAGCAAUGCUGGAUCAGAUGCAAAGGGGGAAGGGCUGUGAGGAUGAGUGCACUAGCUCCCCCUCCCAUUGUUGUUCUUCUCCCCCUCCAUGGUCUGAAGUGGAGACGGUCUCCUGAACUUGUAGACGCUACAGCACAUUUUGGAACCCCAAGGGCUUCUUAACUCCAUGAAUACAGGGCAGUCACUCUCCCAACUUGGGGAGAGUGCCAAGAAUGACAAUGGGGGAUGGAGCUAGCAAUCAUCCCGGCACACAUCCCUUGCAUAUUUAAUUAGUACACCAUCAAAAUGACUGAAGAGGGCUUUUGUUUGAAAUAAUUUCUUAAGUUGCCCCAAGGUGCAUAUACAGUUUUAGCGCUUAGAUGCCCAAUUGCUUUCUCCCACUACUCAGGAAUUUAUAGAUCUAAGCAGAGCCUUGGCCACAAGGAA
Molecule: messenger RNA, 4038 nt
Organism: Rhineura floridana
Lineage: Eukaryota; Metazoa; Chordata; Lepidosauria; Squamata; Rhineuridae
Gene: MFAP3L
Product: microfibril associated protein 3 like
Exons: 4
Coding region: 523-1698 (391 amino acids)
Source: RefSeq, a predicted model, not a curated record